AGUGUUUUUUUUCAUUUGUUUCACUUUUCAAAUUUUGUCAUGGAGUUCAAAUAUCGUGAUGGUCAAAUCCGAAGGACACCAUCACCAUUACGGAGCCCUCUUCCUUCCAACUCCUAUGUCUCCAAUCGCCCAUUACAUGGGUGUGACUUUGCAUCAGGUGGCUUUCCUAGCAAUGUUUCAGCGCCUAGAGUUUUCCCAAUGAUCAUGCCGAUCAAUGUCAACGGAGUAUUCCAACGAGAGUUGGAGAAAGAGAAAAUAUGGCGAGAGCUAGAGAAGGAAAAAAUCAGGAGAGAAAUCAUUGCUCGUGAGAUGGCUUUUGCACAACGACGAGAGUUGGAAGACGAAGUGAGAAAGGAAAUGGAAUUAGAGAGAACAUUCAGAAUCCCGAUGCAAAGAUCAGAGGGGAUUGCAUUUCGAGAACCAAUUUCAGAGUCUAUUAAUCAUAGUCGGUUGAAUAACAUUACCAUGUUUGGUGGGCUACCAUUCCAUUUAUCGUCCCAAGCUUCUAAGCAAAUUCACACGGAUAAUAUCCAAUUUGAUAACAAAGAAGCUUCUAAUAGCAAGGAUAAAGUGAUUAUAUUGAAUAAGCCAGAUGAUCAUUGUGGAGAAAAGCGCAAAGCAGUAACACUUGCAAUUGAUGACAAUGAGAGUCUACAGAAGAAAGUCAAGAAGGAGUGGACUUGCGAGUUGUGUCAAAUUUCUACAACAAGUGAGAAAGGCUUGAAUGAUCAUAUUCAAGGGAAAAAACAUAAGGCUAACAAAGAAUCCACUAGAACUCAAAAAAUAGGGCUGGAUUCAAGAUCAGAAAGAGAAACACUUCAUCCUUGUUUAACACCCGCGAACGAUCAAAAUGAAACAACUACUAUUAAACAAGCACAGGAAACAAGCGCACCGUCAAAAGGGAAGAAAUUUGAAUUUUGGUGUGAGCUUUGUCAAGUUCAAACUCAUUCAGAAAUUGUCACGCAAAGUCAUAAGAAUGGAAAAAAACACUUGAGAAAUAUGAAGAAAUUGAAUCACAACAAUGAUGGUGUUGCAAAUCUUGGAUAACAAUACAACCCAUGUUAUAUGUUGUGUAGUGUGUACCUUCAUAAAUGUUUAUUUCUUUCAUUUAUUAAA
Glycine soja is the source of this 1116-nucleotide messenger RNA. RefSeq names its product zinc finger protein 346-like. NCBI's taxonomy places the organism in Eukaryota, Viridiplantae, Streptophyta, Magnoliopsida, Fabales, Fabaceae. The transcript has 4 exons. The coding region runs from base 40 to 1047 and encodes 335 amino acids. Gene Ontology annotation, molecular function: zinc ion binding; nucleic acid binding. The record is from RefSeq and is a predicted model, not a curated record.